Messenger RNA from Plasmodium cynomolgi strain B, 2073 nucleotides. RefSeq lists its product as hypothetical. The transcript has 3 exons. Gene Ontology annotation, cellular component: nucleus. Gene Ontology annotation, biological process: mRNA 3'-end processing. The record is from RefSeq and is a predicted model, not a curated record. Gene Ontology annotation, molecular function: mRNA binding; protein binding. Lineage: Eukaryota; Apicomplexa; Aconoidasida; Haemosporida; Plasmodiidae. The coding region runs from base 1 to 2073 and encodes 690 amino acids.
AUGACAGAUAAUUUUACUGUCAGCUCGUUAGCUAGCUACAACACGCAAUAUUUAAAUGCGAAGAAUGCCUAUAGAGAGUUAUCUGCCCUUUACCAGGAAUUAAAUCUCGACAGGAAAUUCAAAAUUGAUAAAAAAUUUAAGUUAAUCAUACCCAUUAGUAGGAAAUAUAAAGUAGAAAAUUGUAUCCUUCUUCGCAGGUGGGAAAAAAUUAUCAACUUUGAGAAAGAGAACCCCUUGAAGUUGAGCCUCCCCCUUGUACGUAAAAGAAUUAUGUAUGUCUACGAACAGGCCUUGGUCCAUUUACAGUUUAAUGCUGAUUUGUGGUUUUCCUACUUCCAGUUUUUGUUACUAAGUAAGAAGUUUAACUAUGCCAUUAGGAUUAUGAGGGAAGCUAUCGAGGUUUACCUUCCCUUUGAUGAAUUGCUGAAGUUAAAUUUUGCUUACUUCUUCGAAAGGCACGCGUUAAUAAAUCAGGCGCACUUCGUUUAUCAGCUUAUGCUUGACUUUGUCUUUACACACUUUUUAAACUUUGUUAAAAGGAAUUACGAUGAAACGAUAUGGAGGUACUACACAGGGAUUGUGCUAAGCGAGAAGAGGUGCUCCCAAUAUGUAUUCUACUACUGUGCAAACAUGGAAAGAACAGUUUUUAAGAAUGAAAAGAGAGCCAUCUAUAUCAUGAAUGAGGGUUAUAACAAGUACGCAUCGAACAAACGAUUCCUCCUACUUUAUGUUAAGCUUCUACUAGAAAAGGGAAACAUUGACGAGGUGAGAUCCUUGAUCUAUAAAUUUAUUCACAAUGUGUAUGCAGAUUUUUAUAGGAAAUAUGACAGGGAACAUAGCAGCAGUGGAAAAAAGGGUUCGAGAGCGAAAUCCGGACAGGGAGAAUUUAACCAGUUUGAUUCUAACUAUGUAAAAUUGUUGAGGAAAAAAAAUAAAGCGUGUGAUAAAAUGUGGACUUUACUCAUGCAGCUGGAAACACUCUAUGGGGACAUAACAAAUUUGAAUCGAAUUUGGGAAACCAAAUUGAAAUAUGAGUCGGGAUACAAUUUGGAAGAAAAUAAAAACGUCCUCAUCGAUUUUGAUAACGUGUCAAAUGUUAACGAACAUAUGUUUGUAGAAGAUUCUACGCUGACUGACAUCCUUUGCAAGGGAUAUUUGGAAAACUUAAAAAGAAAUGAUAUUGAUAAUCUGCAGUUUAAGGUGAACUUAGUAAAUUCGCAGCAGUUCGGCGGGGCUUCUCUCAAAAAGACCUUUUCCUUUUUUCAAGUCAGUGGAGAAAAUGUUUUUACUGAGUUGUUAACUAGAAAUGAAUGCGUGGUUAAGGUGCAGGGGGUGGUGAGGAAGAAGAAAAAGGCACUGCGCCAGGAGCAGGAGCAGAAGCAGGAGGGCGACGACCCUGCGAGGCCCCCCAAAUCACAAGCAAAUAAGGAGCAUGUAAGCGAAAGCGACGUGAGCGAAAGCCGCAUCGCAAACGGGAAUGGAAGUCAAAAUAAUCGAAAGAGGCAAGGAGACGCAGAUGCUAUAAAUAACGACCAGCUUCGAAACGCACCUUUGAAGAAAGAAAAAAAACGUUCCGCGAAAAGAGGCACAGUGAAAUCCACCUACGAUUCGUUUAACUUUUUGGACUCGAGAACAAGUAAUGAGGAAAGUAAGACCGAAGAAAAAACAGACAUGAUAACCGACACAGUGAGUUCUAUCAGUAGACCCAAUUUAAAGAAGAUGCUUCUGUACAAGCCGCUAGAAAAUUAUGAGCAUUUAGAAGUAGAUGGGGGAAAAUUACACGAUGAGAAAAACAUAUCCUUGAGCGAAUAUCCUUACUGUAUUAGCGACAUGAACAGAAAUGACGACAGGGAUUAUUUCUUCAAGCGAGAAUAUUUCAGCAUGCCAAAUGUAAUAAACGAUUUUUUAAGUUUGUUGCCUGAAGAAAAUGCAGAUUUAAAUGUGUCAGAUAAUUCCAUCGAUUACUUAAUUACGUCUCUGAAAAAUUUGACCAUCCCGAAGUUGAAAACAUUUCCCUACGAGCCGAUACCUGUGAAGGAAAUUAUACAGAUAAAGAACGAGCUGAAUGGUUAA